Sarcophilus harrisii (Tasmanian devil) is the source of this 3890-nucleotide messenger RNA. It is a transcript of the gene DDX56, whose product is annotated as DEAD-box helicase 56. Gene Ontology annotation, molecular function: RNA helicase activity; ATP binding; nucleic acid binding. The transcript has 14 exons. The coding region runs from base 57 to 1715 and encodes 552 amino acids. Lineage: Eukaryota; Metazoa; Chordata; Mammalia; Dasyuromorphia; Dasyuridae. Gene Ontology annotation, cellular component: nucleolus. The record is from RefSeq and is a predicted model, not a curated record.
CGCCCACAAUGUUUAGCUAAGACUUCCGCGCGUGCGUGUUGUCAUUUCGCGGCAGUAUGGCGGAUUCCGAGGUUUUGAGCUUUGAGCACAUGGGUCUGGACCCACGGCUCCUGCAGGCCAUCGCAGAGCAGGGCUGGGCUCGGCCCACGCUCAUCCAAGAGAAGGCCAUUCCACUGGCGCUGGAGGGGAAGGACCUGCUGGCACGGGCCCGCACCGGGUCAGGGAAGACCGCGGCUUAUGCCAUUCCCCUGUUGCAGCAUCUGCUUCAUAGGAAAGCGACAGGACCGGUGAUAGAACAGGCUGUUCGUGGCCUUGUUCUUGUACCCACCAAAGAGUUGGCACGGCAGGCACAGACCAUGAUCCGUCAGCUGACAGCAUAUUGUGCCCGGGAUGUUCGUGUGGUUGAUGUGUCGGCUUCAGAGGACUUUGCUUUCCAAAGGCCCUUGCUAAUGGAGAAGCCAGAUGUGGUAGUAGGCACACCUUCACGAGUUCUAAGUCAUCUAUUGCAGGGAAACUUGAACUUGCGUGAUUCCUUGGAGCUGCUUGUAAUGGAUGAGGCCGACCUGCUUUUUUCUUUUGGCUUUGAAGAAGAGCUUAAAACCCUUCUUUGUCAUCUGCCUCGGAUAUACCAGGCCUUUCUCAUGUCAGCUACUUUUAAUGAAGAUGUUCAGGCCCUCAAGGAGCUUGUAUUGCAUAAUCCGGUAACUCUGAAGUUGCAGGAAUCCCAGCUUCCAGGGCCAGAUCAGCUGCAGCAGUUCCAAGUGGUCUGUGAGACUGAAGAAGAUAAAUUCCUGUUACUCUAUGCCCUGUUAAAGCUAUCUUUGUUGAGGGGCAAGUCCCUACUCUUCGUUAACACCUUAGAACGCAGUUACCGCCUUCGACUUUUCCUGGAGCAGUUCAGCAUUCCUGCCUGUGUGCUCAAUGGAGAGCUGCCUCUGCGUUCCAGGUGCCACAUCAUCUCACAGUUCAACCAAGGCUUCUACGAUUGUGUCAUUGCAACUGAUGAGGAAGUGCUGGGGGCUCCUGUUAAGGGCAAGCGUCAGGGCCAAGGAUCCAAAGGAGAGAGGUCUGCUGAUACGGAAUCAGGUGUGGCACGUGGCAUUGACUUCCACAACGUUACGGCUGUGCUCAAUUUUGAUCUCCCACCUUCCCCUGAGGCCUACAUUCAUCGAGCUGGCAGGACUGCACGAGCCAACAACCCAGGAACAGCCCUGACCUUUGUCCUGCCCACAGAACGCCCCCAGCUAAAAGAAAUUGAAGAGGCCCUCGGGGGAGAGAGUGCAGAGUCCAUGUUUCUUCCCUACCAAUUUCGAAUGGAGGAGAUUGAGGGUUUCCGAUACCGCUGCCGGGAUGCCAUGCGUUCUGUGACAAAACAAGCCAUUCGGGAAGCAAGACUGAAGGAAAUUAAAGAGGAACUUCUGCACUCAGAGAAGCUCAAGACUUACUUUGAGGAUAACCCUAGGGACUUACAGCUCUUGCGACAUGACCGGCCCCUGCACCCUGCAGUGGUGAAGCCUCAUCUUGGUCAUGUUCCUGACUAUUUGGUCCCUCCUACACUUCGUGGCAUUGCCCGCCCUCACAGCAGACGGAAGCGGAACAGACCCUUCACCUCUCAUAGGAAAUUGAAGGCUCCAAAAACACAGAACCCCCUUCGAAGCUUCAAGUACACCAGGAAGAAGCCAAAGACCCCUGCUGCUUCAGCCAAGUGCUCCUGAGGUAGUCUGCCCAGUGCUGGGCCUGAGUGCUACACAUUGCUUCCAUCCCUUGGGAGCUGCCUGAUCCUGUGCUGUGAAGUGACUGUUGGACGCAAUGUGUGAUCUGCUACAGAGACUAUACUCCCAAGGGCCCCAUAGAGAAGGCUGCCAGCCUCAGCUCUUAGUGCCUUGGAAGAUUCUGCCUCCUGGCUGCAGCCAGUUCUACCCCUCUUCUGCCAGCAGAGGUCGCCAUGCAUAGGUUUAUAGAGCGGCAAGGAACCUCCCCCCUCCCCCCCAGCUUCACCGAACUAUGGGACUCUGUAAAUGAGUGGAAUGAAAUACACCCUGAUUCUUCAUAUUUAAUGCUGCAUUGACUCCUGCUUGUACCUAAGUAUCUCUGCUCUCCAAGACUGACAACACAUUUUGCUCCUCCCCCAACCCUCAGACUCACUGCCCAAGACCACAUGCCCUAGUCUCAGGUGUGGUGGAGCUGUGUCUUCUGGGUGUACACACAUUUCUUGUCCAUUUUCAGGCCUGAAUUUUACUCUACCUGAUUAGGAAGCUGAUUCCCAAGAACAGCAUUUAUUUCUUAUCAUUCAAGAAUGCUACUCUCUGUCUUUUGCUACCCAUGGUGAAGUUUCCAUUGCCAUUGAAAAUGUGGCAGCCCUAUUGUCCUUAUUUGAGUUUUCUUUAUGAGGGGGGAAAAGUUAGUCUUUAUGAAAAACUAGAUUUGGAGUCAGAAUCCCAGCUCUGCCAUUUUAUGAAAGUAUGGUCUUGGGCAAGAAAUUUAACUUUUCUGACUUCAGAUUCUUUCUCUCUAAAACAAUAAGGUUGGAGUAGAUGGUCUCCAAGGUCUGGUCUCUCAAAUCUCUAAAAAUAUCUGAGAACGGAGUGUUUUCUUGGUAAAAGGUCCCCUGCUUGUGCCUCCCCUUAGCAGUAAACCCCCGAGCUCCCUUUAUCCAACAAUCUUAAGAGUAGAUGUCAGUUAUGGGGGAAAGCUUCCUUUGGAGAUAAAAAGGGUUAUUCUGUGAAUAGGUGCUAUCCCAGUGAUGACUCAGCAGAGCCACCACAGCCACCUAUUCAUUAUAGAACUAUUUUUUCCUAGACUUACCAGGUAUUACAAGGCCCGGUAGGAGCUAUUAAGUUAACUUUUAGGAAGACAGGAACAUGAGGAAAAUGCAUGGAUUAGUGGGGACAGUGACCUAGAAGAUAAAGAUCUAGAUACAGUCAGGAAUGAUCAAACUGAUAGAGAUCAUCUCAAAGCCUUUGGUCAAAAUGCCCUGCUUCAAGCUACAUUUCCUAUUAACUUUAUUAUUAGCAAGGAAAUAGAAAAAGAUGCCCUGGGGCCUUAGUGAAGAUUGAAUAGGACUGAUGCAUAUCCUAAAGAAAGAAUAGAAAGGGCAGCUGGGGACAGCAAUAUUUAUCUAGACUUUGGAAAAGUACAAUUGUGAGGUAGGAGAGGUAAAAGACUUGACCCUUCACAGUGAGUUGACACCAUUUAGUCACACUUAAUUAAAUAAAUAGUUAUUAAGCAUCUGCAUUAGCUCUUUGUGAACCUCUGAGGUACACAGGCUGUGGAUUUUAAUAAGACAUUUUCACAGGCACUGUUCUAGGUGAUAGAAGUACAAAGAGGGAAAUGAGACCUUGCCCUCAAAGAAUUUAGCUUCUAUUGCAGUGCUCAAGCAUCCUCCCACAUAAGUGUAUGCAAAGUAAUUUCCUGGGAGAGGAAGCCAUGACCACAAAAAAAGGGUUCAGAUUUUGGGAACAGGAUUCUGUUCACUCUCAGAUCUGGAUUUUGGGAAGAGAAAUUCAAUCAUUUAGUAAAAAGGAGAUGGGUGAGUUUUAGUGGUACUGAAGGAAUAGGGGAGGAUGAUCACUUGUCUAGUAGGUGUCACCUGACUGUGCUUUGGACAGAUCUAAGGAUUCCAAGAGAGCAACAUGGCAGCUUGUACAAAGGCAAGAAGACAGAAUGUUGGGUAAAAGGAGGAAUAUGUUGCUACCAGACUUCUGGGAGGUGGUAAGAAUGGAGUGGGAGCUACUGCUGCAAACAAAGAAGGCUAUUCUUUGACCUGAGAGCUCCCUGUUAGGCCUCUGCCAGGUCAACAUUGAAGACAAAAAUGUUAUGUUGGGGCAGCUAAGUGGCACAGUAGUUAGAGCACCAGCCCUGAAAUCAGAAGGACCUGAGUUCAAAUGUGA